This is a messenger RNA of Botrytis fragariae, 906 nucleotides long. Its product is annotated as putative zinc knuckle protein. The coding region runs from base 1 to 906 and encodes 301 amino acids. The record is from RefSeq and is a predicted model, not a curated record. The transcript has 2 exons. NCBI's taxonomy places the organism in Eukaryota, Fungi, Ascomycota, Leotiomycetes, Helotiales, Sclerotiniaceae.
AUGUCGGCAAGUGCAGGGACCCCAACAAGUGCGCCAAAAGCUAUGUCUUCCAGGCUUUUGACGAUGAAAUUCAUGCAGCGUGCUGCUGCUUCAUCACCUACAAAUACUUCUCCUUCUUCAAUAGAUGAGCCAUCACCGAAGCGACAAAAGACAGCACAAAACACUCCUACAAAGUUCAAUGUCGACACCUUAGCCGAUAAUCGCGCGAUUCAAGCCGCAAUAGUGGAAGAAGAAGCCAAAAAGCAAGCCGCAUUGGAUCGAGCAGCCGUUGAAGCAGGAGAUACACGAUGGGUUUUAAGCUUUGAGGGAAGGAAACAUCUCAAUACUCCAACAAAUACAUUACGGGUAGUUCAAACUGGUUUCGCAAAUUUAGACCAACCUUCGCCAAUAAAAGCAGAACGUGUUGAUGAUGACGAUAACAAUUUUGGAGAAGAAAAACCAUUCAUGGUCGGUCGAAGGAGUUUUGGAAAAUUCAAUAAAGUUUUGGAGAAACAGCAAAAUCCAGACAUAGAAUUUACAUCAUCAGAAGAGGACGAGGAGAGCGAGGACGAGGAAUCUGAAGAUGAGGAUAGUGAGGAUGAUCCAACAGGCGCAAAGGAACUGAUAAAAGCCUCGAAACAUGAAGCAAUAAAACGGCUCAAAGAGGAACGUAAAGCCAAGAAGAAGGCAGAAAAGGCCGACUUGCUAGAGUUAUCGAAAAAGAGAAAGAAGAAGCAUGUCUCGCUGAAUGGGCUGACAUCUCUGUCUGGCUCAGGGGGGGGCUCAUUUGGCUCAGGAGGUGGAAUCAAAUCUGAUAUAAAAUGUUAUACGUGUGGAGGAAAUCAUAUGGCGAGGGAUUGUUCAAAUCCAAAGAGGAAACACCAAGGAGAUGGGGGCCCCCCUAGAAAAUCUCAAAGAACAAGAUAA